This is a messenger RNA of Medicago truncatula (barrel medic), 4834 nucleotides long. Its product is annotated as RNA polymerase II C-terminal domain phosphatase-like 3. The record is from RefSeq and is a predicted model, not a curated record. Bases 325 to 3954 code for a protein of 1209 amino acids. Gene Ontology annotation, molecular function: RNA polymerase II CTD heptapeptide repeat phosphatase activity. The transcript has 12 exons. Gene Ontology annotation, cellular component: nucleus. Lineage: Eukaryota; Viridiplantae; Streptophyta; Magnoliopsida; Fabales; Fabaceae.
AGAUUAAUAUAAAUUACUCAUUAACUCUUAUCGUAUUCAAUUUUUUCUCUCUUCAUUUUUCAUUCUUCAACGUUCGCAAUUUUUUUCAUCGGAUCUGAAAAUUCCGAUCACCGGAAACUCGAUCCGCCACCGCGAAUAACGGAUUUUGUUCUAACAUUAAUAGAUCUAGAAGAAUCCAAAUCGGAAAUUGAAAAUUUGUAACCCUAAUUUAUUAAUUAUUAACCUAAUUUUUUUCUUCAAUUUUGAAUACGUAACCGAUUAACGGUUUUUUUGUUUGUAUUGUUGUUGUGUGAUUUGUUUUUUUCGUUGUGUGAUUAAUUAUUCAUGGUUUUUGGAUCGUUAUUGGAUUUUGAAAUUUCGAAGAAUUUGAUUGAAAUGGGGAAAGAAGUUGAGGAUGUUGAAGAAGGUGAGAUUUCUGAUUCUGCUUCAUUGGAAGAGAUUACUGAAGAAGAUUUCAAAAAGGGUGAUGAUGUUAAGGUGAAUAACAGUGAUGUAAAGACGGAUAAAAGUGAUAAUAAGGUUAAAACUGGUGGUGGAGGUGGUGGUGGUGGUGAUUCUAGGGUUUGGGCUGUUCAGGAUUUGUAUUCGAAGUAUCCGACUAUAUGUCGAGGUUAUGCGUCGGGAUUGUAUAAUCUUGCUUGGGCACAAGCUGUUCAGAACAAGCCUUUGAAUGAUAUUUUUGUUAUGGAACUUGAUAAAAAUGCUAAUGCUAAUAGUAACAAUAGUGGGAACAAAGAUGGUGAGUUGAAUAAGUCGUCGAAGGAGAUUGUUGUAGUGGAUGAUGAUGAUGAAAAAGAGGAAGGGGAGUUGGAGGAGGGUGAGAUUGAUGGUGAUGCUGAUGAUGAUUGUGUUAUUGUUGGUUCUGAGAAUUUUUCAAAUUCUGAGGUGCUUGGUGUUAGAGGUGUUCUUGAGGGUGUUACUGUUGCGAGUGUGGCGGAAUCGUUUGCUGAAACUUGUAGAAGGAUUCAAGGUACCUUGCAGAGCAAAGUGUUUUCUGGAUUUGAUAGUGCCGAAAAAGAUGAUCUUGUUCGGUUGUUGUUUAACGCUGUUGAAGUAGUUUAUUCUGUGUUCUGCUGUAUGGACAAUUUGCAAAAGGAAGAGAAUAAGGAUAAUAUAUCCAGAUUGCUUUCUUUUCUGAAGAACCAACAUUUAUUUACUAUGGAGCAUAUGAAAAAGAUUCAGGUCAUGAUUACUGUAAUUGAUUCUGUAUUUGCUUUGGGCAAUAAUGAGGUUGUUGGCAAGGAAGAAAAAGUGGAGGCCCUUAAUACGACUGAGCAAAUUCCUGGUUUAAAAGCUGAUGAGUAUAUUUCUUCUAGUCAGCUUGUCCAUGAUAACUCAACAUAUGCAUCUGAAGCCUUGCAAUAUGGACAAAGCAAUGUUGUAGGAAGAGGGCUUAUGCUCCCUCUGUUUGACCUACAUAAGGACCAUGAUUUAGACAGUUUACCGUCACCCACACGAGAAGCUCCAUCGUGUUUCCCUGUGAAUAAAUUGUUUUCGGACCUUGGAGAUGGGAUAGAUAGAUUUGGGUUGCCUCCUGCUGUUUGUACAGAGGCUGAGAAGAUGGAACUGGAUGGGAAAGAUUCUAAGUUGCACAUCUAUGAAACUGAUGCUUUGAAAGCUGUUUCCACAUAUCAACAAAAGUUCAGUCGAAGUUCAUAUUUUACAGAUGAUAAGUUUCCAAGUCCAACUCCUUCGGGUGACUGUGAGGGAGAAGCUGUAGACACUAAUGAUGAGGUUUCUAGUGCUUCUAUAGCUUCUUCGCUAACAAGCUUUAAGCCACCUCCCUUGGAUCAGAUUCCUGUUUCUUCUACUUCACUCGAUAGGCCUAACAUGCAUGGAUUAGUUGAUUCAAGAAUUGAUGCCACAGGUUCUGGGUCUUACCCAGCAAAAAGUUCAGCGAAGAGUAGAGAUCCUAGGCUUCGUUUCAUUAAUCCUGAUGCAAGUACGUUAGAUCUUAAUCAAUCUUUAGGGACACAUAGCAUGCCUAGAGUGGAAUAUGGUGGAAGAGUAAUCUCAAGAAAGCAAAAGACUGUUGAGGAGCCUUCAUUGGAUGCUACUGCUCCCAAAAGACUUAGAAGGUCUUUGGAAAAUUCCGAGCACAAUACCAGGGAGGAAAGAGCUAUGGCUGGAAAAGGUGGUUGGUUUGAAGAAAAUACGGUGGCUGGAUCUCAGUUGGCAGAAAGGAACCAUUUAAUGCAAAAAGGGGAAACUGAACUCAAAAGGACUAUCAGUACUAGUUCUAGUAAUUUGACCGUGUCAAAUAAUGGAAAUGAGCUGGCAUCCGUUACUAGUAGCAGCGCCACAGCUUCCUUACCCACUUAUUUAUUGAAUAAUGUUGCUGUAAAUCCAGCCAUGUUAAUACAUAUGAUUUUAGAGCACCAACACAAUGAAGCAGAAGCCCAAAAGAAACCAGUUGAUUCAGCGAGGGGAACGGAUGCAACUGUUAACACUGGUCCAGCAAUGACUGCCGGUCUUACGCAAAGUUCUGUUGGAAUACUUCCAGCUUCAUCACCAGCAACUUCCAUGACACAAACCCUACCAGAGGAUUCUGGAAAGAUUCGCAUGAAACCCCGGGAUCCACGUCGUUUUCUCCAUGGAAGUAGCACUCUCCAGAAGUUUGAUGUCAGGGUUGAGACAAAAUUGGCACCUAUUCAGUCAAUUGCACAACCUGAUAUUACUCGACAGUUUACCAAGAAUCUGAAAAACAUUGCUGAUAUUAUGUCCGUUCCCCAAGAAACAUCAUCAAACCCUCCUGCUACUCAAAAUGUUUCUUCUGCAUCUGUUCCCUUUAUGUCAGAUAGAUCUGAGCAGAAAUCUGGUGUACCUAACUCUCAGAACCUGAAAGAUGGUGUAGGAUCAGCUCCUGAAACAUGUGCACCAGGUUCCUCUCGACCCCAGAAUACAUGGGCAGAUGUUGAGCACCUCUUUGAAGCUUAUGAUGUGAAGCAGAAAGCUGCUAUACAAAGAGAGAGAUCUAGGAGGCUUGAAGAACAGAAAAAAAUGUUUGCUGCUAGGAAGCUGUGCCUUGUAUUGGACCUUGACCAUACACUUCUUAAUUCUGCCAAGUUUGUCGAAGUUGAUCCUGUGCAUGAUGAGAUGUUGAGAAAGAAAGAACAAGAAGACCGUGAAAAGCCUCAGAGACAUCUUUUUCGUUUUCCUCAUAUGGGAAUGUGGACUAAACUCAGACCAGGAGUCUGGAACUUCCUGGAGAAGGCUGGUAAACUCUUUGAGAUGCAUCUUUACACUAUGGGAAACAAACUAUAUGCAACUGAAAUGGCAAAGGUGCUUGAUCCAAAGGGAGUACUGUUUGCCGGUAGAGUUAUUUCUAGAGGUGAUGAUGCUGAAACAGCUGAUACUAAAAGCAAAGAUUUGGAAGGCGUUUUGGGUAUGGAAUCGUCUGUUGUAAUUAUAGACGAUUCUGUGAGAGUCUGGCCUCAUAACAAACUGAACCUUAUAGUGGUUGAAAGGUACACAUACUUCCCAUGUAGCAGGCGUCAAUUUGGGCUUCCUGGCCCCUCUCUUCUUGAGAUUGACCACGACGAGAGACCUGAAUCUGGAACUCUGGCAUCCUCUUUGGGGGUGAUUGAGAGAAUACACCAAAACUUUUUUGCGUCUCAAUCCUUGGAAGAAGUGGAUGUCAGAAAUAUCCUAGCUUCAGAACAGAGGAAAAUCUUGGAUGGUUGUCGUAUAGUAUUUAGUAGGAUGUUUCCUGUUGGUGAUGCCAAUCCCCACCUUCACCCAUUGUGGCAGACAGCUGAACAAUUUGGUGCUUCUUGCACAAACCAAAUUGAUGAUCAGGUUACUCAUGUAGUUGCUCAUUCCCCUGGGACUGAUAAGGUGAAUUGGGCUAUUGCCAAUGGAAAAUUUGUUGUCCAUCCUGGCUGGGUGGAAGCAUCAGCAUUGCUUUAUAGACGGGCUAAUGAGCAAGAUUUUGCCAUUAAACUAGACAAAUAACCACCUAAUAAUCCUCUGGUAAAUUAAAAUACGUGAAACGUAAAUCAAUCACAUUGAUUUCGGGUGUGUGAAUUCAUUAGGUCCGAACUGGUCAGGGAAAACAGUUUUAAAUUGUGACCGCCUGUCCAUUGGAGGUGGUUAUUGGUGAGUGGGUAUUUAUUUGGCUGGCCCGAUGCUGAGGAGUUUACGGAGGAAUGUAUAAAUGCCCUUUGAUUGUUGGGAUUUUCCUACUGGCUUUGGUGGCUACGGUGGGCUGAGAAAAUGAGUUGACUGCUUUAGGGACUAGGUGAGUGUUAUUGUGGGGAUGACUUAUGUGAACCAGAGAUGGUGACAAGAGGGAAAUAUACAUCUGCCGACAGUAAAAUUAGAGGCCUCUGCAUUUAGAGUGUUAAAAUAUGGAAGAAUUCAGACUGAAGAUAUAUUGACUAAACUAAUUUAGGAAAUUUUUUCCUUGAUUAGUCCUUGAGUCUAAGGAGGUGAGGGCGCUAGACAAAGUCAGGAUUUUUUUGGAGGUGGAUAGUUGGCCCAGCAAAUUGAGUUUCUUAUAAUUGAAUUUGUAUAACAAAAUGUGACUGCAUAAAGCAUUUUAGGGGGAUGAAAUUAAUUACCAUUCACCAUUCCCUCCCCCAAAAACAAAUAAAGUUGGUUAGGGAGGGAGAGGAUAGAAAAUGAUAGAAAGUGUGUCUAAAGUCUAACCACAAAUUGUAGUCAAGGUCUUUUAUCCCAUUGGUUGCUUCAGCCUUCAAUUUAUGCCAGGAUUUGUCUUUAAAACAAACCCAAUUGGAAAAUUUUGAGAAUUUGUAAAAACGGCAAUAUCAUUCAUCAUGUUAUUUUUGCUGAGAAUCCCAUUAUGGCCAAAACAGUAAGAAGUUUGAAAAAA